This is a messenger RNA of Clonostachys rhizophaga, 1044 nucleotides long. Lineage: Eukaryota; Fungi; Ascomycota; Sordariomycetes; Hypocreales; Bionectriaceae. The record is from the annotation of a GenBank genome assembly.
AUGGCGACCUGGCGCUCACGGCAGCGCACCAACCUGAUAGCCCUGUUCUGCGUCGUCCUCUUUGUCUGGGUCUUCUACGGCGAGACCAUCUUCCCUCCCGAGAAUAACAAUCCCAAUCUCAAGACCGCAUCGCGCCCCGAAACACGCCCAGAAGCACGCCCAGAAACUCCAGCGCAGCCCGAAACGCCUUCACGCCCCCAAGCCGAGUCGAACCCUAAAAAAUCGACCGAAAAUGACGUCGAAAUGGUUGUCGCCAGUAUGAAGAAGGAGAACACGACCUGGCUGUACGAUUAUCUCCUGGAUUGGAAAAAGAACAUCUACGUCGUCGAUGAUCCCACCGCCGCUCUGACUGUUCCCGUGAAUAAGGGGAGAGAGGCCAUGGUGUUCCUUACAUACAUCAUUGAUCGAUACGACUCAUUACCCGGAAACAUUAUCUUCCACCACGCCGAGCGGUUCCAAUGGCACAACGAUAACGUCGACUACGACGCCCUGCCUCUCCUCCAGCGUCUGCGCUUCGAUUACCUCAAGGAGCAAGGGUAUGCCAACCUGCGAUGCGUGUGGGUCCUUGGUUGCCCGGUCGAGAUCCAUCCCAUCAAGGACGACGUGCCGGGAAAGAAAGGAGAGCCCGUCCAUGCAAAGCGAGCAUACAAAAGGGCAUACGAGGAGCUCUUCCCCGAGUUCCCUGUCCCAGAGGCCAUUGGUGUCACAUGCUGCUCCCAAUUCGCUGUACGGCGUGAGACGAUAUGGAAGCGACCCAAGGCCGAUUAUGAACGAUAUCGAGACUGGCUCGUUACGUCGCCGCUUGGGGAUGAUAUCAGCGGGCGCGUGCUCGAAUACUCCUGGCACAUGAUUUUUGGUAAAAAGGCAGUUCAUUGCCCCGCCGCCGGUCAGUGUUACUGCCGCUUGUACGGUCUUUGCGACCUAGACUGCGAGCAGGACGAGUGCGAGGGCCAGUACUACCUCCCACCCUUCUCGACUCUGCCGCGGGGCUGGCCAAUGAUUGGCUGGAACAAGGAAGACAGGAAUUGGCACGGGCCUCCCUGA